Molecule: messenger RNA, 924 nt
Organism: Trichosurus vulpecula (common brushtail)
Lineage: Eukaryota; Metazoa; Chordata; Mammalia; Diprotodontia; Phalangeridae
Product: olfactory receptor 10AG1-like
Exons: 1
Coding region: 1-924 (307 amino acids)
Biological process (GO): G protein-coupled receptor signaling pathway
Cellular component (GO): membrane
Molecular function (GO): olfactory receptor activity; G protein-coupled receptor activity
Source: RefSeq, a predicted model, not a curated record
AUGGCAGAGGGAAAUAUCUCUCUCAUAAUGGAAUUCAUGCUUCUGGGAUUUUCUGACCUUCCCAACCUUCAAGGUUUUCUGUUUGGGCUUUUCUUGAUCAUCUAUACUGGUGUCCUGAUAGGAAAUGGACUUAUCAUUGUGAUCACUAAGGUUGAACCUGUGCUCCAAACCCCUAUGUAUUUUUUCCUUAGGAAUUUUUCCUUUUUGGAAAUCUGUUACACUUCUGUCAUUCUUCCAAGGAUACUGGUUAAUCUACGGACACAGAAGAUAAAUAUCUCCUUUACAGCCUGUGCAGCACAGUUUUGUGCUUUCUUUGUUAUGGCAAUCACUGAAAACUUCCUCCUGACUGUAAUGGCCUAUGAUCGUUAUGUUGCCAUUUGUAAGCCUCUGACUUACCCUCUCAUCAUGAACCAUAAGGUGUGUGUCUGUCUGGUGGCUGGCUCUUGGAUCAGUGGGAUUCCAUUUUAUACAUUGCUGACAUACUUGAUUUUCUCUUUGCCUUUCUGUGGUUCCAAUAGACUCGACCAUAUUUUUUGUGACAUCCGCCCUUUACUGAAGUUGGCUUGUGGGGACACCUCUGUGAAUGAGUUCUCUUUUUAUUUUAUUGUUAUGAUAGUUGGUGUGCUUCCAUUUUUGUUGAUAAUAUGGUCAUAUGUGAAAAUCAUCACAGCCAUCUUGAAGGUUCCUGGAACCAAGGGGAGAUCCAAAGCCUUUUCCACUUGUUCUUCUCACCUCAUCAUUGUGCUCUUGUAUUUGGGGUGUGGCAUCAUUACAUACUUGCGACCCAGUUCUAGCCACUCAGUAGAACUAGACAAAGUAUUCUCUAUCAUGUAUACCACUGUAACCCCAGUAUUUAACCCCAUAAUAUACAGUCUGCGCAACAAAGAUGUUGUGUUUGCAUUAAAAAAAUUACUAUUUAAGUGA